CAGCGAGCACUUCUAUUGGUGGUAAAUCGACCAAUGAGAAUACCUCCAACUUCGGUGCGAAAUUCGUACUGCGAACGUGCUCAGCAAAAUCUGCACGGAAGGAAUCGCUGUUGCUAUCUUGGCAGCAAUGACACUUUCGGUCAAGCAUCGAUAGCAACAGAUAUUGUGUGGCUCAUCUCUCAUGAUAAUGGCCGAUGGUACGUCAGAUGGUGGCUGCAAGUUACUUCGCCAAGCCUUAUCCAUGCAGCCACUUUCUUAUUUACUGCGUUCCCAGUAAAUCUCCUGAGCCGUCCUUUCAUCAAGAGCUAAAUACACCAGUUAUGGGCAAUUGUCUCGGAAAGACUACCUCUGCCAUCGCUACCACUGACUCGUUCGUGGACGUGCUGUUCUUCCCGGAUCCCGCGAUGCCCUGCAAAAACUUCCACUCGGGCGAAGGCUGCACACGUAAAAAUUGCAAGAAGAUCCACGACCAGGGCAGCUCGCUCUUGACGAUGCUAGGAUACCUCAAAGGUGCCAAGAAAACCAUGGACAUUUGCGUCUUCACGAUUACCUGUGACGAAAUUGCAGACGCCGUGCUGGAAGCCUUCAACCGUGGCGUCAAAAUCCGCAUCAUCACGGACGACGGCCAGGCAAAGGGCCAAGGCUCCGACAUUCAGAAGUUCAUCGAUGCGGGGAUCCCUGUUCGCGACGACAAUGCACGGACCUACAUGCACCACAAGGUGAGUUGGUUGUACUACUUGUCUUAAUUUGUCUUUAACUUGUUGACGCUGCCAUCAGUUCUGUGUCAUUGAUAAAACGAUUUUGCUGAAUGGAUCCUUCAACUGGAGUCGCCAGGCUGUAGUGGGCAACAACGAAAACCUCGUCAUCCACAAGAACGGACCUAUCGUCGAUCGUUUUGAUAAGCAUUUUGACCAACUGUGGGAGAAAUUCGAGCGCUGAAUGCCUUUAGAAACGAUAACUACCGUAGCAAGAAACUAGCAACAUGAGUUUUAAAUUCUGGGUCGGAUGUAUAUAAUCAAAACACCAGUUCUUUUUGCCAAUAACACGCAAA
This is a messenger RNA of Phytophthora nicotianae INRA-310, 1051 nucleotides long. RefSeq lists its product as hypothetical. The transcript is spliced from 5 exons. The coding region runs from base 195 to 746 and encodes 183 amino acids. Gene Ontology annotation, biological process: piRNA processing. The record is from RefSeq and is a predicted model, not a curated record. Gene Ontology annotation, cellular component: mitochondrion. Lineage: Eukaryota; Oomycota; Peronosporomycetes; Peronosporales; Peronosporaceae. Gene Ontology annotation, molecular function: metal ion binding; RNA endonuclease activity producing 5'-phosphomonoesters, hydrolytic mechanism.